GGGUGUGAUACAUAAUUUAGUCCCAGCAGCAGAGGGGACACCUCAGCCUGUCUCUCCCACCUCCUGUCUGUCAUACCGCGGAUGUGCAGCCUCCGCACGUUCCCGUCAACCGAGACACCGCCGUGGCCGCCGCCUCCUCCACAGCGGACACGGGAUCAACCUUGGAGGAAGGACGGACGCGUGUUUGUUGCAGGUAAACACAUGACUUGUUCCAGCGGCAGAGGGAGGACGGGGCAGAGCAGAGCAGCAGACACUCAGAGGAGAUCUACAGGAGACGUAAACAUUGCCAUGCCCUGCUUCAUGCACCACUUCCCUCGAUCCGCUCCCUGCUGCUGUGCUCCCGGACAGAGGGAUCUGUUUUGAGGGAUCCCAGCAGAGCACAGCGGGAACAUCACGUGCUGUCGAGGGUAAAUAUUUGGGUGAAGUUGUGUUCGGGAUAGGAGGAGGCUGUGACGGGCCCCGCUCCGCACUGUGGCUGUCCUGCAUCCUGACUGCUGUGUCCGUGCUUUGCGGCCAUGCUGCAGGCAGCAUCCUCCGACCUCUUCCCGACUUGAGCUGCACCAUCCGGGAUAAACAAGUUCCCCAGAGGCAGAAAACCACUGCAGCUGCUGGCUCAUGUUUUUACACCAUUGUUUUGUACUGUUGGAACAUCCACUCUUUAUUGUAACUGAGCGCAAUGACAUUUGUUUACAAGCAGUUUGGAAUUUGCUCACAAUGCUUCACAUCUAACCUCCAAUCUGCAGACUUCAGGAAGAUGUGAUCAGACAUUUUAAUGCACAGAAUAUCUCAGACUCUAAUCAAACCUGCGUCUGUAUGAGGGACCAGUCUUGUUGUUGUCACUGUUCACAGCUGAUUAGCACAGCACCAUGGGUGCUAAGCAGACCAAAGGCCAGGAGCCUGGAGGAGCCAGCCCUCAGCACAGCUGGAAGCGGACACCCACCAAGGAGCGGGGGGACAUCUUGGCAUCCCUCAUGCUCAAGUCCGGGGACCGGCUAAGCCGUGGUGGGACUCCACCGCCUUACCAGCGCCGUAUUGGCAUGAUCCAGGAGAUGAUGCUGAUGGCCAAACAGGGCAAGCAGGAUGAGGCCACCGAGAUGCUCAAGACACUGAGACAGGACUUGGGCAUGGAGUCAACAUCCCUGGAUGAUGUGUUGUACCGCUACGCCAGCUUCAGAAACCUGGUUGACCCCAUCACGCAUGACCUGAUUAUCAGCCUAGCACGAUAUGUCCACUGCCCCAAGACGGAGGGCGACUCUCUUGGGGCGAUGGAAAAGGUCUGUCGUCAGCUGACCUAUCAUCUCAGCCCCCACUCACAGUGGAGGAGACAGGGCCUGCUCAAGAGGAAACCUCAGGCCUGCCUGAAGGCGGUGCUGUCAGCCCCUCUGUCCAGCGGGGCAUUGGAUCUGUCCGGUAUCCCUCUGGUGGCUCGAGACAUGGAGCGUCUGUGUGCACACCUACAACGCCACGCGUCCACGGUGGCCAGCAUGGAGCUGGGCUUCACCGAGCUGACGGACGAGGCCUUCCUCCUGCUCCUGCCCACGCUGGCUGCUCUGCCACAUCUGGAGACCCUGGCACUGAAUGGAAACAGGCUGACCAGAACUAUUCUGAAGGAGGUCACUGAUGCACUGAAGGAUCCAGGCAGUUUCCCCAGCGUGACAUGGAUCGACCUGGGCAACAACGUUGACAUCUUCUCCCUGCCACAGCCCUUCCUGGUGAGCCUGAGGAAGCGCUGCCCCAAGCAGGGCAACCUGCCCACCAUCCUGGAGUUUGGAGAGAGUCAGGCCAGCGACCCACCUGAGAGACUGAGGGGCCUCGAGGAAGAGGAGGAGACGGAUGACACAAACCGGACAGAGAGCAUGGGCGAUCUGCGGUCGGAGGUGGAGGAGGAGCUGGAUGGCGAGAUGGAGAUAGAGGAGAUGAUGGAGGAGCUGCUGGACUUCGACAGGGAGGUGCAGGGAAAGGAGGACGAGGAAGAGAGCAUGUGGACAGUGCAGGAGCAGAGGAAAAUUGGUAGGGGGCGGGGGAGGAGAGAGGGGGAGGAGGGUGGGGAGAAGGAGGCGAAGAGGAGAGCGCAGCAGCCGGGGAGGAGGGCUGUGAUGGCAGAGGACGAUGACGACACGCAGAGCCACUCCUCCUCCAGCCAGUCGCUGCACUCCUCCGGGGCCGUUGAGCCAAUGAGGGUGGAGGAGGACGACUUGACCGACCAAUUGGACCACUUGACCUGAUUGCUGCUCCACACUCUGGUAAUACUUCCCCAUCCUGUAUCGAGUCUGUUGUGACAGGACACGAGAGAGGGUUCCUGCAGAGGCCAACGGAGUGUGCUCAAAGUCAAACAGGCUGCAGCGGUGGCAGGAUGUGAUCCAAAAUGAACACGCCACUCGAUACUGCCUCCACUGAUCUGAUUCUGGACGAGCUGUUGCUGAACCCUGGUGACUGUAACAUGAGGAGACAAUCUCCAACAGGACAUCAGCUUUAUCCUAACUGUCUGUUGUUUCAUCGACUGAAAAUGCUUAUACCUAGACUAGACUGACUAAUUAUAUCACGUGAGGCUUUUAUGUAUAGAAUGAUAAUCUUUAUUCAGGUCCUUCCUCCUGGUAACCCUGGUAAUACCUACAUGUGCCUGUAACACUUCCCAUAACUGGUAGAGAGAUUUCAAAGAAAAUAUAGAAAUGGAGACUCAUACAACGUAAUCAGGGCCCUUCAAUCUUUUGAAAAAAAAAUGAUUUGCCAAAAAAAACUAGUGGAAAUGUUUAAAAUAUUUCCCUCCCACAUCCAGCCAGAUGGAGAAGAAAAUCGACUGGAUUCAAUAGUCAGGCCAACAAAUUUGUAGAAAUCCGUUGCUACUCAAGAAACGAGCAGAUGCACGGUCCUCUGGUGGAAGACAAGUGCAGCGAGGAUGAAAUUAGUCAGCUGAAACCAAAAGAAGUAAACAGCUUGUAAGGCUCAGUGGUCUUAUUGCUAUGUGUCCCAAAGUCCUGGGGGGUUCAGCUGAAAUAUUUAGUAGCCUUUCUCCUCAUAAUCUAGGUCAUGUGUCACUCCAUGGUACUGUACACUACUGUAAAUCACAUGUUUACAAUGCAGUGUCUUUAUAUAGGCCGCAGAUAUCUUUAUGUAGUAUGUAGCUCUCACCCAGUAAGUGCUUUCCCUCCAUGUGUCACUUAUAGUCCAUGCAAAGCUUUAAGAACUAACAGUAUUUUUGGAUGUACAGUGCAUAGUACAGUAUAUAUGUGUAUAUACACUGUAUAUUCAGUAUGCAGUCAUUUAUAUUAGCCAUUUCAAGAGGAACACCGCACAAUUCAAGGAACCAUAUUUGUUAUUUUUGUGGUCUGGGUUUAGUCAUAUGUGUGUGCAUGAGUAAUACUUCAAACCUGGGGGUGAAGCUGAGCCUCACUCUCCAAGGAACCCCAUUGGAAAAGGUUGUAUUGAUAUGGAAAGUAGGAUUAUAUUAAGGCAGAGAAUAUUAACUUCCCAUAGAAGCUCAUGCUCAAGCAGUUUAAAAUGUGUGUAAAAAAAGUGCGUAUACAGUUUAUGCUUCUCUGCAGACAGCUGUCCCGAGCACUAAUACGCUUCAGCCUGUGCAGCCGUUAACGUGUGUGGCAUUAAAAAUGAAGGCGCCUGUGAGGCUUUGCUGUUGCAUCACAAAUCUUCACCUCAGCUGACUCCACCAUGGAGGCUGGAAUAAUGCCUGAGUACAGGGGGUGUGUGAAAUAACACAAACACUGGGCAGUAUCAUUCAGUGCAAUACAACAAUGCCAAAAACACAAGAGUUCACUACACCUAUUUUACACUCGUUUGUAAUGAAUAUCAUCAAAAAACAGAGCUGUUGAAUUGUUUUGUAUUAUAUAUUCAGGUGUUUGUGUAUAUUUUACAGGGCCCCUCCACUGAUUUUACAUGUGAUGCUCAGUGUUGUAAGAAGUACCUCUCUCCUCCGCCUAUGAAAAAUGUCUAUAAUAUUUUCUGUCACUAGAGGAGCUCUCUUGAAUCUGAAAAAGUAACCAUGACGAUGCUAUGAGGAAAGAAAUCGAACCAGCGUGUUGUAUGAUGUGUUCUGCUCCAAAUAGACAGUGAACAUAUACACACACACUAGUGCUGCAACUCCAUAGUAAAAUAUGUUUGGUUUUGUACUUUGUCUGUAUAUUAUGGAUUCAUAAAUACCCACUAGGGGGCAGUUCAUGCACAGCAGAUCCGUUUUUCCAUCCAUCCGCUAUCUAUAUCGCUUAUCCUUUGAGUGUUGGGGUGGGGGUGGGGGGGUGAAACUGAUCCCAGCUGACAUGAGGCAAGAGAGGAAGUACAGGUCACAAUUCAAUGAACCAUCCACACUCACAUUCACCCUUAUGGGCAAUUUACAGUCUUAAAUUAACCUAAGAUGCAUGUUUGGACUGUGGGAGGAAGAGUAUCCAGAGAAAACUCACGUAGGCACAGGGAGAAUUAUAGAGGAACAAUACAGUUCGAUCCCAGUGGGUUAGCAACAAUGUUAUCCACUGCACCACCGUGCCAUCCAAUUAUCCACUUUUGCACAACAUAAACAGAAGCCACGACGACUCGAUAAGGGAAUCGUAUUGUCGAUGUUGAGCUCACGCCAGAGAAAAUGACAGCUGUGACAUCGUAGAUGGUAUUACAUGUGGACGAGCUUCUCUUCUGCCAUAGUCGUAGUGAUCCAUAACUGCUGCUAACCUAUCUUUCUGUUACUGCCCCCCACUGGUCAUGUGAUGAACUGCUUUUUAUAGAUACGUCGCAUAGCAUUGGGAACCAACACACCCAAGAAAAGCCAUGAUGUUAACACAAACACAGUAUCAGUGACCUUGGAGAGAGAGAGCAUUGUUUACAUAUGGGGUUAUACCCAUAUUUAAUCUCCAUUUUCAAUCUCUCUAUGAAGACAUUUAUCAUUUUUACCUUGGUUGUUCACAUGACAAGUGGCAGAAAUUGUUUUGUAAAACAAUGAAAAGGGAAAAAUUUGAAAAGUUCAAACCCAUUGACCCACAUAGACCACCAAAUCCUAAUGUCGAAAGAGUGUGUGUGUGUGUGUGUGUGUAUGUGCGUGUGUGUGUGUGUGGUGGGUAGGAGGGUUCCUGACCCUUUUUGAUCGUCUGAGCCUUUCUGACAGAUUAUACUGACGCCUUUAAAGUCAGGAAACCUCGGCCUCUGCUUUUCAGGAUCAGGAGAGUCCCCCUUUAAAAAAUGGAAGUUGUUGCUUAUUUAUGUGAAAUGAAUUAAAACAUGCCAUGUGUUACCCGUCAGUUUAUCAGCUUUACUUUAGCUCUAUAGAAUUGCACAUGUCUUUGUGGAAAGGUCAGGUACACAUGAUGAGAAUCCAACAUGUGGAGCUAUAUGUCUUAACAACUGAUUUGCAUUAGUAGCACUGGACCGAAUGAUGGCCAGACUAUUUUAUUGAAACCACAUUCUGACAAGCAAAAAUUAUCGAGUUUGUACUUGAUUCAUUCAACAUAAAAACAAUGUAAAUCACAGGCUGUGUUAUAAAAUGUGUAAUUUAAAGACUAACAUCUAAAUGAAGAUACUUUUUUGAAUGAAUUUAAAUUAAUGUGCACAGACUAUGUAGGAAAUCAACUGUGCAUAGCGAAAUACUUUUUUUGGCACAUUUUAAAAUAUUUAUAUAAUCAUUAAAAAGAUAUAUAUUAAAAGUGAUCUGAGCCUACAAGUCCAUGUAAAGCCUGUGCAACAAGGUCUUUUAACCAACCUUGUAUGGUCUGUGUUUUUCAUUGAAUGUAUUGUGAUCCUAAUAUGCAGAUGUUCAUUACGUGUUCAUUACAAGAAGAAUCUUCCCUUUAAUCUGCAGCAGCUUCACACAGAGCUCUGAGCUUAUGCUGCAUUGAGAUGGAUUUUACACACAAGUCAUUGUGUGUAACCCUUUAAACAGAGAGUAGACGAGCCGCCGUGCUCUAUACAAUCACCGGCAGCAUCACACAUGAUUCAUGUGAGACACAGGAAGAACGUCCUUGUAAACCACAGUGAUUAUUAGCAUUUGGAGCUAUUGUAUGAAAGAACGUCAAAUACUGAUUAUUAAGUAAUGAGUUCAUAUUGUGAUUUAAACGUUUGUAUAUCAUGUAUGGUGGAUCAGAGUGGAUCCCUGGUUUUAUAGACAGGUUCUCAGGUUCACUGCAGACAGACAGUGUUGGUCAGUGGAGAUGAGAGGGAUGUGUACAUGCUUGUUAAUGUGCGGAAAAAACAUGCACUUGUCUGCUUUCAUAUUAAGGUCAUGGCAAAUCAAAGCGAGGACAUCACUACUGGAACUAGGCCGAUGUACGAACACAGACUGGGCUUUUAAUUUGUAACCUUUGAUCCAUCACUCCAUGAUAUGAGGGAUUCAGUGCAGUUUGAUCUUACACUGACAUCAAAUUUAACUCCUGCAGAUAUUUUGAUAUGAUUCCACACACGUGUGAAUGACCAUGGUUUAUUAAAAUGAUUCCCUGGGUUUCAACAAGUCAUUUCAUGGAGAUAAAACACUGAUUAAGAAUAAGAACCCAGUAAGAAUCAAGUGUCUGAAGAUGCAAACUGACUAAAACUCUUGUGUUUGUACCUGUUAGUGAGAAUAUUGAACAAACAAUCUCACUUGAUUCACUUUUACUUCUUUCAUUGUAACUGUAUUUAUCAUUUGCUCCCAUUGUAGCCAUGUGUCUAUUGUUUGAGUCGCUGCUUGUCACCACACGCAGUGGGACCACUCCCUUCAUAUAUCGCAAUGAGACAUGAGAUCAACAUGUUGUUUAGCUGCACUGACUGAGCAGGAAUGAACUAUGGAUGCUAUUAGUGACUAGAGGAUGCGGAACUGCCGUGCACGUCUUGCCCUAUGAGUGAUGUAUUGUGAGAUGUAAAAUAGAAACUAAUGUGAUUCCGAAGGCGCGACUGUCUGUGGCCUUGGAUGUUUUCUCCCCAUGAGUCUUUCUUCUAUAUAUAUUCUAUAUUCAGUAUACCUCUCAAUUACUCUCUCUACAGUACGUUCCUCUGUCGCUCACCUUUUUCAACAGCUCCCAUGGAUCUUUUAUUUUCAAGCCAGCUUACUGAGACAAUACAACAGAACAAAUGCUCUGUGGAUUGCUAUAUAGGCCAACAGUAGGUGACACUGUACAACCUAACCUUUUCUGUUAUGCCAUGGAUCUUGCCAAUAAAUUCUGUGAUAUAAAAACA
Molecule: messenger RNA, 7140 nt
Organism: Hippoglossus stenolepis (Pacific halibut)
Lineage: Eukaryota; Metazoa; Chordata; Actinopteri; Pleuronectiformes; Pleuronectidae
Gene: lrrc75a
Product: leucine rich repeat containing 75A
Exons: 5
Coding region: 867-2225 (452 amino acids)
Source: RefSeq, a predicted model, not a curated record